Molecule: messenger RNA, 943 nt
Organism: Centruroides sculpturatus (bark scorpion)
Lineage: Eukaryota; Metazoa; Arthropoda; Arachnida; Scorpiones; Buthidae
Product: DNA-directed RNA polymerase II subunit 1-like
Exons: 2
Coding region: 39-893 (284 amino acids)
Source: RefSeq, a predicted model, not a curated record
UCCAGCAGUCAUCUGAUUUAGUCACUCUAAAAGAAAUAAUGGAGAAAUUCAUAAUUUCACUUAUCCUUGCGGCAUUAAGUAUAAGUCAAGCCCAGCAUUAUGGAAGAAACAAAAAACUUAGCUACAAUUCUGAUCCAGAUUGGAACAGAAAGAUGUAUGCAUAUCCUGGCCCUGUCCGUUAUGAUCCAGUUGUAACUAGAGUGUCCGUGCUGAAAAACCGAACUUAUUGGCAAAGAGACAAAGCGAAUUCACCGACAGACGGACCACAUAUACCAAGAAACCAAGCAUACUCACCAAAAGACGAAGUGCCUAUACCAAGAAGCCAAGUAUAUUCACCAAUGGACGGACCAAUUAUACCAAGGAACCAAGCAUAUUCACCAGUAGACGGACCACAUAUACCAAGAAAUCAAGCAUAUUCACCAGUAGACGGACCACAUAUACCAAGAAAUCAAGCAUAUUCACCAGUAGACGGACCAAUUAUACCAAGGAACCAAGCAUAUUCACCAGUAGACGGACCACAUAUACCAAGAAAUCAAGCAUAUUCACCAGUAGACGGACCACAUAUACCAAGAAACCAAGCAUAUUCACCAAUGGAUGGAUCACAUAUACCAAGAAACCAAGCAUAUUCACCUGUGGACGGUAGAGAUACACCAGGAAACCAAAUAUAUUCACCAAUAAGCGGACCACAUAUACCAAGUAACCAAGCGUAUUCGCCAAGAGAUCAAGCUUACUCACAAGAGUUCCCGGAAAAUAGAAAAAGUACCGAGAGUCUACUUGAUGUUCUUAUCAAACAGUGGAAAGAAAUCAUACGUAAUUUACCUUCUGAAGUAGAAAAAAAAACAAAAAUAUUGGAAGAAGCAUUAAAAGAGCUAAUGAUGUAUAUUGCUGGCUAAAUAUUUUGUAUUACGAAAAAUUCUUUGCUAUAAUAAAUUCAUUAUGCAAA